This is a messenger RNA of Cucumis sativus (cucumber), 867 nucleotides long. Its product is annotated as 50S ribosomal protein L34, chloroplastic. Lineage: Eukaryota; Viridiplantae; Streptophyta; Magnoliopsida; Cucurbitales; Cucurbitaceae. Gene Ontology annotation, biological process: translation. Gene Ontology annotation, molecular function: structural constituent of ribosome. The transcript has 2 exons. The coding region runs from base 94 to 561 and encodes 155 amino acids. Gene Ontology annotation, cellular component: ribosome; mitochondrial large ribosomal subunit. The record is from RefSeq and is a predicted model, not a curated record.
CCCGAUUAAGUUGAAACCAUAUGAGGAUGGAUAAGGCUCCUCCCUCAUCCUCCGCUAGCAGAAUUAGCUGAAAGAGGGAAACACACAGUAACAAUGGCAGCGAUAUCAGUAUUAUCGACCCCAUGGGUUUCCACCGGAGCCAUUGCCGUCCGCGUUCCUUCAGCCUCUCUUGUAUUCUCCACUGGUUCUAGAGGUUACUGCUCCGUAUCUCUGAACACCGUCAACAACAAUUCUGCCCGUUCUGGACUGCUCCAUUGUUCAUUUCUUCCAUCUUCCUCCCUCUCCUGCUCUUCAUCUUUCUCAGGUUUAUCUUUGGGUUUGGAUUGGAGCUCUAAGGUUGGGGUCGGACAAGGGAAGGGUCGGGGCUUAGUGGUCAGGGCUGGCAAGGCUGCACUAUGUCAGACUAAAAGAAACAGGUCGCGAAAAUCCUUAGCUCGGACUCAUGGGUUUCGCAGACGAAUGAGAACCACCAAUGGUAGAGCUGUUCUCAAACGCAGACGUGCCAAGGGUAGGAAGGUCCUGUGCACAAAAUCCAACCCCAGCAGUGGAAAGCGUGCUUAAGUUUUUAUCGCUUUAACCAUUUGUAGGUUAAUUAGGCGAUGUUGUCUAAUUCACUCUUCCAAUGACCGGUCAAGGUAGCUCACUAUAUUACAUGAUGCUUUGUUAUUGAUUCAUUUGAAAGUUUCUUAAUUGUCAAUGUUAAAUUCAAAUGUCUUGACGGAACAAGCUUAUGUGAUUGAUGCGUUCGUAUUCUUUUGAAAAUCUCCUCUGAUCUGAAAUAUGUACAUCUUCUUAAAACCUGAGGUUUGUAUUUGUUGUUACUAACCUAAUACUAGGCCUUCUCGUCAUUCAUUUUUAGGCCUGAAA